Lucilia cuprina (Australian sheep blowfly) is the source of this 1617-nucleotide messenger RNA. RefSeq lists its product as uncharacterized. Gene Ontology annotation, molecular function: nucleic acid binding; zinc ion binding. The record is from RefSeq and is a predicted model, not a curated record. The transcript has a single exon. The coding region runs from base 1 to 1617 and encodes 538 amino acids. NCBI's taxonomy places the organism in Eukaryota, Metazoa, Arthropoda, Insecta, Diptera, Calliphoridae.
AUGACUUAUCAGUCAGAAAUCGACAUUUUAGAUCCUGAGAACGAUGAAAGAUCUGCUGUUGAAGACUUGUGUGUGUCUACUAAAUGUCUACUUCUUGGAUAUUUGACACCGAGUCGAAGUCAAAGCAGCCAUGAUACUACUAUUGGUUAUCCAACCCACCACAGCAGUCUUCCUAAAAUGAAAUUACCAAAAUUUAGCGGCAAGUACUCAGAGUACAAAAAUUUCAUUAGUUUGUUUGAGAGUUUAGUUGAUCAUGACAUGUCGCUUACUGAAAUCGAAAAGUUCAAUCAUUUCAUUUCAUGUCUCUCUGAUGAAGCUGUAGGUACUGUGAAGGCUUAUCAAAUUACUGAACAGAACUAUUCCAAAGCUUUAGCAAGUUUGAAACGGGUUUAUGAUAUUCCUUGCCUUAUAUUUUUCGACAAUAUUAGACAAUUGUUUCACUUGCCCGAAAUAACGAAACCUUCGUCUUCAGCUUUGAGGAGCAUGAUUGACACAGUUUCGGCAGUAUAUGAUUCACUGUUAUCAAUUGGUGAUGACAAAGCUAUCGCAAGCGCUAUGAUUAUUCAUAUGGUUAUGACAAAAGUCGAUCCAGUCACUCGCUCUAAAUGGGAAGAGCAACUUAAUUAUGAUAUGUUGCCAAUGUGGAGUGAUUGCGAAGAGGCCCUGAAUAAGAGAUAUACACAUAUAUCAGCUGAAGAAUCUUCGUGUUCGCGACCUAAAACUAAUAAAAUUAGUCAAAAGAAGAAUGACAACAAUACGGGUAGAAAAGGAAAAUCAUUUUCGUGCCAUGUCAAAGCACAGCAGGACAAUAUUAAAUGCAUUUUUUGCAGAUCAGCGGAACAUUAUGUUUCUAACUGUCCGUCCUUUUCCGCCAUUCCUGUUGCUCAAAGAUUUGAUUUCAUAAAAAAUGUACCGGCCUGUAUAAGUUGUUUGAGAAAAGGCCAUACAGUAACAAAAUGUACUGCCACAAAAUGUAGAGUUUGCAAUCAUUCUCAUCAUACACUUUUGCAUCAAUAUAAUACUACUAACACGCAAAAGCCUUUGAGUGCAUCUGUCAAUAUUUCAGCCUCUAAUAAAGAUAAUGUUAUCUUGGCUACGGCUCUGGUUAAAAUAAAAGAUAGAUCUGGGCAAUAUGUAUUUGCUAGGGCAUUAUUGGACUCUGGAUCACAAAUUAAUUUUGUAUCUGAAGAAUUGUCGCAACGAUUGCAAUUAGAAAAAGAAGAAAAUAAUCUCAGUCUUGUAGGCAUAGGGAAAACUAAUUCUGCAGCCAAAUUCAAGAUUCAAGCUACUGUGAAAUCUCGAGUGAAUUCCCACGAAUUUUCUUCCGACUUUUGGGUUCUUCGAUCGAUUUCCGGUUAUCAGCCAGAUACGGUAAUUUCUACCACUGGUUGGAAUAUUCCUAAUAAUAUUGAACUUGCUGAUCCAUACUUUUUCAAACCACAGAAAAUUGAUAUGUUGAUCGGCGCUGAGAUUUUCUUUGAACUGUUAUGCGUUGGUCAAAUAAGACGAAGUCCCGACAUCCCAACUGUUCAGAAAACACUUCUCGGUUGGGUUGUGUCUGGUAAAUACAAAAAUUUUAAGACUUCCACCAACAAAUCGUGUCACAUAAGUACAUGA